This is a messenger RNA of Eremothecium sinecaudum, 1317 nucleotides long. It is a transcript of the gene GCR2, whose product is annotated as Gcr2p. The record is from RefSeq and is a predicted model, not a curated record. The transcript has a single exon. Lineage: Eukaryota; Fungi; Ascomycota; Saccharomycetes; Saccharomycetales; Saccharomycetaceae. Bases 1 to 1317 code for a protein of 438 amino acids.
AUGAGCUCUUUUAGUAGGGGAAGGUACUCUACUAAGUCUACGCCUUCUUACAGUCCGAGCACUGGAAUAGUGCAUCCCCAGGAGAAACUUGAUUUGUUCUUAAUCAAAGGGUACCAGCUUGUUUCAGCUAACUCGGUAAUAAAUGAGGAUUUAAUGUCUAAAUUAAGUUUGACGACGAGUGGUUCGAUGGUUUCUGACUCCGUCGCGGAUAAGGAGCUCUCUAAUUUCCAGAAAUUAUCACAGUUAUAUAAUGCUAGCAUACCGCUAAUGACGCUUGAUGACAACAGUACGUCUCCAAAGUCAGCUAUUGAGUUAUGCCAACGGUUUCACCAAAUUUUAAAGGAACUUGAAUUGAGUUUUGAAGCCAGUCCAUAUGCGAAAUACUUCACUAGAAUAAACUCUGAGGAAAACCAGGGCUUCUGGAAGAUAAAAGACGAUGAUUCCUUAAGAGAGGAUGCGCUUUGGCAAUCUGUCUCGGAAACUAUAACAAAGAUGUAUGACCUGGGACGGGGGUUGAUUCUCUCUUCCGUAAACAAGAGGCGAAGUGCAGCAGUAUCUAGUAAGAACUCGCCGACGCAGACAAAAGAUGAUCCUAUCUCGUACCAGCAACUGAGAAGGAAGUUAAAGAAGUUACAAACAAAUGGAGAGAUGGGUAACGUAUCCGGUGCUAACCGAAAUGGAACUGGCAGUGAUAUGAGCUUGAAGAAUGGUAUGCCCAAAAUAGACGCGAAAUUCGGCGAUGAUGCUCUGCGAAACGGUUUUGCCAAAGCUAGAAAUGUUGACAGCGACUCCUUCUUUAGGGGUUACUACACAAUGCCAACUUCUCCAUCCUCGUUGUGGAACAACGGGAUCAACUUCAAUGACAAGAGAUUUCAGAGCACAACGGAGAACUAUCCAGUGGAAGAGUUGCUGGAGCUUGCAACAAGUGAAGCCAACAAAAACAGUGCCAACAGCAUUGGCGAUAUUAAUGGGGGUAGCAACCAUAACGAUGUGGAAGAUGAUACUGCAGGGAUAACAGUGGAUACUAAUGGCAUCAAAAAUCCUGGAAAUCAAGGUCGAAGAGUUAAAAACAGUAAUAAUGGUAUCAUCGCGUCCGCAGAGCUACCUGUCAUUCAUGAGAUAUCAACUAUCCCACAAUCUUUAUCAAUAAAAGAAAAUGAACUAUACGAUAGACUACUAAAGGAAAAGGAUCAAAGAAUUAUAGAAUUAGAACGUCAAUUACAAUCGGAAAAAGAAGAAGUAAUAAUGUUGCGAAAACUUUUGUUGGAAGAUGUCGGAUGUAUUCGAAAUAUGCUAUUCGAAAUAAGGGAUAAAUAA